Durusdinium trenchii is the source of this 1644-nucleotide messenger RNA. Lineage: Eukaryota; Dinophyceae; Suessiales; Symbiodiniaceae. The record is from the annotation of a GenBank genome assembly.
AUGUCAGCAAAGCUUUUCUUCACUGAGAGUGCUUUUGAUAAGAGCAAGCAAGAGGAGCUUCAGUUCGAGUACUUGAAGGAAUGGAUAUCAAGCGCACAUCAGCGCACGGUUGUAGAUACAGAACCACCGGGUUCAGCUUGUCCCUUUCAAUCCUUGGCGAAAGCGAUCACUCAUGCGUAUUCAUUACCAACAGAGCAUCUCACUGAAGAAAGAGUUCGAGCAAUCCUGGUCAAGACGUACAAAGACCUGAAUGAGACAGACCUGCAGAGAGUGGCGAGUGCCAAGUUAGAGGAGAAGACCUCGUUCUUUUGCAUGACCGCCGCGUUCAGGGAUGUUCAGGCUGUCCGGGAGUACUGGAAUUGGUACCUUUACUGCUUGACUCACCGGACAGCAGAGAUAUACGAUGAUGAUUGCAAUGCUGGUGUAGUUCGAAUGCCCUUGGAUAACGUCGAUCUCCAGGUUUUGGCAAGCUUCUUUUGCACUGGCAUAGUUGUUUCAAAGCUGGACUCUUGCGCCCUGAAGUUCCUUCCUGGCUCCGGUCGAGCCCCCAAGGCCGCCAUUCAUUUGUUGAAUCACAAGAGUCUUUGGGCGCCAAUGCUGGGAAAGAAGCCCACCACGAACGAACUGCAUGGCCAGCUGGUCCAGUUGCAAGCACUGGAAGGCGGCCCUUUCCAUGACUUCACAAACAAAGCAGGGUUGGUGGUUCGGGACCAAAGCCAACAGCUCUUCUACAAGGUGAACGUUGGCCAGCAUCACUUGCCAAUCGAGCCGCACCAGCUGCAUGUCAUUCGAGAUCAGAUCGCCCCGAUGUUCGAGCGUUCAUCUUCCAGUACCCGUGGCUGGCAACUUGGGUCACCACUAGGCCAUGCGCCCUCCUUCCGGGGCAUCCCGGAUGGAUCGGUCGAGUUCCAAAUCCUGCUGGAGUUGGUGGGUGACAUGCUUUCGAACUAUUUGACACAGUCGCGCGAAGAGAUGUUGGGCAAUGCGCAGCAGCCUGCGCAGCCUGGGAGGACAAGGCGGAACGAUCGGGACAACGUGCCUGACCGUUUCUAUGGCAAUGAACCGAUUGAACCUGAGCGACCUCUACCGGUUCCAGCCGCACACAACACCGACUUCAAGUCCAAGCGCGUCAUGCUCUCUGAAGUUCAAGCCUACAUGGCACGUUAUGUCGGAGACACGGUCAAGAUUUGGGUCCGGUGUCCAUCGACAUAUGGACAGGGGCACAGCCAGUGGGAACAGUAUUUCCUGCCGAUGUCCAAGGGCCAGCUCUAUUGCAUCCAGAAAACAAAAGAAACUCCAGAUUUUGGCCUUUUGUUUAAAGGAUUCCAAGGGGGCCCAAACUCUACGGAACCGAGGCCGGAACUGAAGUGGAUGGUCGCAGGAUUCCUUUGUUUGUGGGAAGUUCAAGAGCCCACCAAAAUGUGGCAAGGAGAGCAGGUCAUCCACCUGGAAAGUGGUGAGGUCUUCCACCUCGUCGACCUCCUCGAACCCAAGCGAGAACAGAAAGCCAUUGCACGGUCGUGGAAGAAGGAGGGACCUUUGAAGGAAGGAAUGAUCAAUCUCAAGGAUCCCCAUUUGCGGCCGUUUCUUUGUGUCCGCAGAGACUAUCCAGAUGGCACCGUGGAGGGAGUCCAAGCCUGUUGA